GCAGCAGUGUGCAUGGCUUUGUGUCGAGCACGGCCGUCCGUGCACUGCUCGUCCCUUGGUGUGCGCCGCUGAAGAGCUGACGGAACGUCAGUACGAGAAAAAUUGUGGAACUGAAACGGGCCAAGUCGAGACUGUCGUUCGUUGUAAAUAGUCUGAGAAAAUUUGGUGCGUAGUUUGACGCUCGCGAGGAAUUCCUGGUGCGAAAAAUCAUUUUUCCUGUUGACGAGACGCGAAAAGCCACUGAAAAUGUACUGAGGACGGUGAAGAGACGCGCGACGACGACGGCGACGAGAAAUUCGAAUGCUAGAAAGUGCACGGGAGCCCAGGGGCACCUCGACCCAAAACGACCUAGACUGCGUCACGACGUCAUCGCUCUCGCCCGAUCCCUGCAAGGAUACCGCGAUCGGAUCGCCAGUGGCCGCUCGCAGGACCGCCCAGCCCCGCUCGCCGCGCCAGCGACCCGUGUCGGCCGCCCAGGACACGAGUCCCGGGCCCUCCAUUGUCUCGGCAGCGCUUAUCGUCUGAUUUUCGCUCGCACGGAUAUGACGACGCAGUUUAUGCAAUUCUAGUGUGACGGGGACUCAGCUUUUGUUUCGCCUCCCGUCUCGUCGAGAACGGGCGCAAACUUUCGGAAAUUAUGUGCAGUUGCCGCUUGCCAGAGAAAACGCUAAACUGAUAUGUCAGCCGAUUCGCCAAAGCGAUCCGCUGUCCGGUGUGUACCAGCUGUGGUGCCACCGCAGGUUGUAAGCGAUCGCUCAUUAAUCGAUAGUGUAGCGGGAUUCAUUAACGAUGUCACGCUUACAAGUCCACCGCAGGGUGAUCCAAAGGAUCAAGUCCUGUGGGUUCGAUUCGAGAAUAUGGCCGACAUAAGUGACCCAACCUGUGGUGAGGACUGGGAGCUAGAAGGGAAUGUUCCACCGCCACUAGUCAUCAUUCUUGGUUUUGGAUCUGGAAUAAAGGUGUAUGCAUUACCGGCACAUGGAGAAGCUGUUGAAAUAUUGGGUUGGCGUCAUGGAAUGGUUAAGGCUUUACGCAUACUUCCAACUCCGAUUACUGUUGAUGAUGAAAUGGCUAAUGAGCCGAUUGAUCAGUUCAUUGAUCAGCGGCCAUUGAUGGCACUUUGUGAUAGUUCAUCAACUGCAUGCAGUUCACAGUAUUGUUCCGUAAGCUUUAUAUCGUUGAAGAAUGGCGCUCAAGUGAAAAUGAUCAAGUUUAAGAAUCCAGUUAUCGAUAUAUUGGCAAAUCGUACAUCGAUUGUGGUCACUUUCCAGGAACGAAUAGCUGUGUUUGAUGCACGGAACUUGGAAGAUCGUUUAUCAAUUAGUACAUGUCAUCCAAGUCCGGGGAUCAAUCCCAAUCCUGUUGCUCUUGGUGCUCGUUGGAUGGCUUAUUCCGAAUGGAAAUUAAUGCCAUCAAAGCGAAGUAGCGGAGGUUGUGAUUGUGAAGGCGUUCCUAGUUAUACGGCUACUGUUUUGAAUGCUGCAAAAAGCCUUGGUAAAGGAUUACGAGAGCUUGGAGAACAAGUGGCUGCAGGAUUGACUGGUAGUGGUUCGAAUGGCGGCAGUUUAGGAUCUUCAAAAUCUAGUAGUUUUGAAUCAAGCUCAGGAGAGUUGAAACAACCAGGCUUGGUUACCAUUGUAGAUAUAAAGUACCCAAUUAAGGAGACAAGCCCAACUACAGGAUCACCAGUAACUGCUACAGGAACAGAUCCCACCAUUGCGCACUUCAUCGCCCACUUCGAUGCCAUAGUUGCCCUGGAGUUUGAUCCUUCUGGAAUGCUACUACUCACGGCAGAUAAACGCGGUCAUAAUUUUCACGUGUUUCGUGUUCAACCUCAUCCUGCAGGACCACACCUGGCUGCAGUGCAUCAUUUGUACAUUCUCCACAGAGGCGAUACUAGUGCCAAAAUUCAACAUAUAGCAUUUUCUUUGGAUUCUCGUUGGGUUGCUGUCUCCUCGCUUCGGGGCACCACACAUGUAUUUCCGAUAACGCCCUAUGGUGGACCAGCUGGAGUUCGAACACAUGGUAGUCUUCAUGUUGUAAAUAGAUUAUCAAGAUUUCAUCGAUCGGCCGGUUUAACUGUUGAUGGUCGAUCAAGCAGUCCUAUAUCACAUACGGAGAGUGCAUGCAAUCAAUCAUGUACGCCUUUCAAUAAUCCUCGAACAUCACCAUUUCCACGUCCCGUUGCAAUGCAUGCUCUCGCUCAGAUAAGGCAACCAUCGGCGUUGGGAACGCCACCGGGCAGUGCACAAAAUUCAUACACCCGAACAGGAAGCGGUCGUCAGAGAUUGUCAUCGUUAUCAGAUGAUGCAGGGAAAGAUAUUCGUGUUUGUGCAGUUUUUGCAAAGGCAAGAUCGUGGCUUUUGGAUCCACCGAAUGCCGCACGAGAAACUCCGUCGCAUCGUAUGCAAAAGAAAGCAGUAGAUUCGCUGUUUAUAAUGGCUGGUCAUGGUGCUUUGAUACAGUAUGACUUGGAAGUUAAGUUGGUUUCAAAUGUUGCAAAGGAAAAGAUAUGCGAUGACACGGCAAUUGAAUUGGAGGUGGAAGCAAAGGCACAAUGGUAUUUAGGACGACGCGAAAAUACACCUGACAUUCAGCCCCCACUUCCCCGCGAAAAUUGGCUUAUGAGAGAUCCAAGUUACCAAAGUUUGGACAACGAGCCAAAUUCAAAAGAUACAGACGAUCAGAAUGAGCGUUGGCUAUCACAGGUGGAAAUCAUCACACACGCAGGACCGCACAGGCGAUUAUGGAUGGGACCUCAGUUUAUUUUCAAAACUUACAACACGCCAAGCGGAGCACCUUUAAGUCACAUAGACACGGAAGCCGUGGAAAUCGGUAUAAAUGCGAUGAAUAAUCGUCCAGGCCGAUCGAGUCCAAUGAAUAUGCCGAUGUCUAGCAAGGGGGGAGUUCCGGUCCUUAUUGAGUCCGGUUCUUACAGUGAGUUUCCUAGUAGCUUCGAGCAGAGCCCGAAGCUGAUGGAUCGAUUUCGUCACGGCCAUAUGGAAUCAGACUUUUCAUUUACACAAGGAGAUUCAAGACUCAAGGAAGAUUUAGCUGAUGCAAUGAAAGAGUCGCCAUCACCUUCUCAGCGAGAUUCAGGUUUAACGCCUGUUAGUAAGUCAUCAUCCCCACAACCAACAUCCACCACAACGUUACAAUUUGAUAGAGCGACGGCAUCAAGUAUUGAUGUGCAACGUAAAUCUCCUUUAUCAACGGAGGUGACAAAGCAAAAGCCAAGUCCAUCUCAAAUUCUAAUUGAGAAAGUAGUAAAUCCUUUGGGAACCGUCACAACUAUUACGCGUUCGCCAAGUGAAAAUGAUUUUGAUUCAACUAACUCUAACGAUUUUGGAGACGAUUACAUAAUCCAUGAGAAUUGCGAUGAAGCGCUUUUCAGACCUGUUGUGGCGAUAUUUUGUGAUGAUUCAAAAGCGGGUAGUGAGGCAAUGUUAGACUCAGCCUACAUAAAACCGCCAGAAGCAGUUGGGACAGAAUUAAUAGUGCCGGUGAUUGAGGAAAAGCAGAAAGCGCCCCCCUCGGUCGUCAGGAAAACAGUGAGUAAAGAAGCGGAAAAAAGUGGAAAUAAUGGUAAAGUUGAACCUGAGAGAUCGAAAGAACAAGAAUCUUGUGAUCCACAAAUUGCAAAAUUUACUGAGAUGUCGCUAAUUAACCGAAAAACCGCGAAGGCUCCAAAGAGAUCGAACAAGGAGAAAGAAUCUUCACCACCUGCUCCCUCAGUUAAAAAGGAGCAUUUACUUGAGUCAACCACUGCGACAACUGCAAAACCGCCUUCCAAACAAGACAAGCUCAAAAAGGAGAAACUUGUUCCAGAACAAUCGACAAAAUCGGAACAGCCUGCAAAAACACAACUACCCGAGGCAAAAUCCUAUGAGAAUACUCAAUCCAUUAAAAGUGGUACUCAAUCUGCGAAUGUAUCAACAAAAGGGAAUUUGCCCGUAAGCCAAUCCAAGACUAAAGACAAUAGUGAUACAACAAAUGGCAAGAAGAAAACUGUGGCAGAAAGCUCCAAGUGUGUUGAGACGGCAGCAAAUCCCACAACGAAAAAAGAACAUUCAUUCGAUGCAGCAUCAAGCUUUGAGUCAAUUAUUAAUGCUAGCAAAAAGGUGAUAGAAAAAGCCGAGAAGGUUUUAGUUCCAAGUAAGAAAACCGAAAAGACAGCUCUCAAAUCUAGCAAAAAGGAAUCAGUGGAAGAGAAUACACCUUGUGUGGAUUCUAAGUCUUGUGAUAUUAAACCCAGCAUGGUCGAGGAGGUUGAUCCACUGAGUCGACCUGACGAAUCUAUGGAUUGUACACAAAGUGUGCCCGAAGCUCCCCAUUCUCCGGAACUCAAAGCGAAGAAUGCCAAUACAAAGUCGAAGAAAGCAAAGGAUAAGCCACUAGCCGUACUUCAAGAUGUACAAAAAGUUAAGCCUAUGGAGAGCGAAGCAUCCGAUACUGGUUUGAAGUUCUAUGAAAAGUUCAGUGAAUCGGAAAUUCGAAAUAUUGAAAUUGAAAAUUUUCCGCCUCUUCAGAAAGUGCAACUCAAAGACUUAGAAUAUCCAAGUUUAUCUGCGUCUCUCUCGGAAACAAGAUCCGGUGGGAAAAAAUCAAAAGGACUGAACUCAUCACCAAAACAAUCACCACAAAAGACGAAAAAGGAGUUGUCCUCCGAAAAGCGUGAUACACCAAUUGAAGUUGAGAUUUCAGAUACAGUUACUCUACCGUUUUCACCGAAGAAAAAAAGCAAGAAAAGUUCUGUUGAGGAAGUGCAGGCUGUUUUCACUAUUAGUAAUAUUGGCGAUUGUGAUACGAAGGCUGCUUCGUUCAAUAUUGAACGUACCACCACUAAUAAAGAUGCAGCAAAGGAAAUUUCAGAAGGAUCUAUCGUGAGUCCAGCUCGCUCGCUGAAGUCCAAAAAGGCGAAAGACAUAUCAAGCCAGUUAUCUUUUGAAUUGAUACCUGCGCCGGAUUAUACGGAACCUGUGUUACCUCCUCUGGAAAGUUUUGAGCCUCCAAAAUUUGACGAGCUCUAUUAUGAGACCCAACAUGAAGCUGUAAGUCUUAUCAACUUUGAAAGCCCCGUGACGGAAGAGCAAUCGGAGAAAAACAUUGAGAAGGCAGCUGAUAAGGAAGAAACUGUCCCAGCAUGUGGUAAAUCAAAAGAUGAGUGUUCGUCUCCACGUCAUAAAUACACGAAGCAAAAUUUAAUAUUAGCUCUAUGUGGAAGCAUUCAUGAAAGUGACGGGAAAACAUCAGGAAAAUGCGAACCUAGUGGGUUCAGUGAACCGGUAAAUGAUAUUGACGAACAAUACCUUAGCCUGGAGCCAAUGACCUACCAAGAAAACACUCCUUGGACAUCAUCAUCUGAAGAUACUGAGGAAAGUUCCAGGAAUGUAAUAAAAAAACACAGUCGGUCGCGUCAUCACGCCAACGACGAGCUGGUACGUCGUGAUGAUGAUGAGGAACUCCGACCGUUGAUAGAUGCAACACACUCGGCAUGCUCGAUGACAUCAUCUUCGGGCGUUGCCGCUUGCAUGGUUGGAAGUGGAAAACAACAAGUAUCAACCGAAGAUGAAGAAACUUCGACUAUUGCUCUGGAAAUAGCAAAAGCUAUUAGCGAUUCACUGCCGGAAACCAACAGUCAUAGUGAUUCGAGCGAUCAAGGUAAUGCACUACAAUCUAGUGAGGAUUUGGAUUAUGAUAUGCCAUCUACCCCUCCACUAAAUGAUGAUGGCUGUUCUGCUGGUACAAAGAAGUCAUCGAAAAAUUGCAAUAGCAGCGUCGGUAGCGGUGGUUUAAGUUCGAGCAAUCAACAAACCGCUGCAAAUGGAAAGAAGAAAUCUAAACGAAAGAAGAGAUAAGAAUUAUUGAUUUGUUUGAUUUGUGUUUUUUGUAUUGUGAUUUAUUAUUUAUAUUAUUUUGUCAUGGUGUCGAAAUGAGAUGAUGAUCCUCACAGAGCGUCAUUGUUCUGUUUCGCUUCUUUGAAUUUCAACACUCAUGUAGACUUAAACUUAAAAUGAUAUAAAACAUGUUGAAGGUAGUUUUUCAAAUGUAUAUGACAUUUGUAGACGAAACGAAAUUGUGUGUUGGUCCGUACAGGUUGUGUGCUGCUUUUGCAUUUGAUAGAAACGGCAUUAAAUUUAUUUUAAGUUUUACAUCUGUUUCCAUCCCGACAACUUUUUUUCGAUUUUCCUCCAAUUUAGACUCGAUAAAAGUACGUUAACAGUCGGUUUAGAAAAUUAAUUUAGGGACUAUUACCAGACUAGUAAGAAAGUUAAAAUGUUAUUUUUGAAGUCUGCUUUGCAAGUGUUUGCCCCAAGUUGUUCCAUAAGAUUAGUUAUCAAAUAAUUAAGAAAAAAAUCGGAUUGAUGUCCGGCUUGGUCCCAUAAUGGGACUCAGUACAUAAAAAUUCCAACUAAUGAACGAACUUUCGAAAUUAAUUCUUCAAUAUUUCAUGAUUGCAAUUCAUCGAAAGUACUGUUACUAAGACAAAAAUAUCAACUCUCAAAAAAAAAAAAAGAUUUUCCCCAGGGGAAUUGGGAAAAGCGUCUUAAGUUUAUUGUUACUAACAUGGUAUGCAUUGCGUGUACCAUACACAAUUUUAUAUCAUUAACUUACUUGUUACGUUUGGCUCGAUGGGUUAAAAUCUCGAGUAAUAUAGAAUAAUGCAAAAACAGCACAGACAAUAAUCGCGCAGUCUUUUAAUACUGGAUAGAAUCGAAUGAGAAUCAGUUGUUAUAUUUCCAAACAAUAUUUUGUUUGUUAAGUCCCUUACCUGUAUUAGUAGUAAAAUUUACAUGUCAACAACAAAACUCAAAACUCAAAACUCAACAAGCGUACGACAUUGAUGCCUCCCACUUAGUUAAAUGUCGUAUAACUCAUUAUUUUGCUGCCGGAAUUUUAGGAUCAAAUUUAUCGAUUUAAGUUCGUCAGUUAAUCAUAGAUGUUAAUGGUGAAUAUGCUCGUUCGGUCCUUCGAUUGGAUGGGCGUGUUUAUACAGAGAUUGGUUUGCCACAAAUAAAUGAAAAACAAAUAAAAAAAUGUGGCGAACCUGCCCCACAUAAUGUUUCAGUUAUAUUAUGAUACGUUUACUUCUAAAACAAUAAUCAAUAGUUAAAUAUUCAAUACAUAAGUUAUUUCAAUUGUCCGAAGACCACGCACAAUUCACAAAAAAUGCAAAUUCAAACAAAUCAUUGAGAAGAGCUCUUUCUCUUAUCUAAAUUAUAUUUGUUCUCGGUAAGGGAAGUGAUGUCUAUAAGGUGGAAUCGCUUGAAAGAUGAAAAUAAUGAUUGUUGUUUCUAUUUUAGAAUUUUUCUCUCUUAAUAUAAUUGUUUUAGUGUUUUUGAGUGGUAUUUAAUUUAUUCGAAAAUUGCCUACAAAACAGAAUUUAUUUUUAAAAAUAACAUUUACUUCAUUUUUUAAGUAAAUGUCAUUUCUAAGUCGAAGGUUUUAAUUCAAUUUAUUAUUUUUUUUAAAGUUCUGACCCCCAAAAAAGAUCUAUUAUUGCUAUUUGUUGAAAUUGUAUUACACACUGAUUUAUUUCGUUGCACUUGAAUGUUCUAUAUUAGUGAAUGUCAUAUAAGAGAAUAAUAAUCAUUUCAAUUCGGACGCAUAUUCUCACAAAGUAGAAAAAGGACAAACAAAAACUUAUAAAACAUCUUUUGUAAAAGUUAACAACCAAAUUUUUGCUAUAUCUCUAUACAUUUUUCUAGUGCAACAUAACAAACAAAUACAGAUCAGCUGUUUAAAAUAAUAUCAUACGCAAGAUAAUAUGACAUUGAAUCUUUUUUAGACAUUAAAGAAGACAAGAGCAGCGUUAUUUGAAUAGAAAAUGUAAAAAACAUGUCUCACUUAGCAGUUCACAAGAAGCAAAUGAAAAAAAUAAUAAAAAACAAUACAGUAUUUAUUAAUAAAGUCACUUGCAAAUAGCGGAGGAAGUAAAUCAACGUUAAGAUAAUAAAAAACAAAAUCCCAAGUGGAUAGUAAAAAA
Hermetia illucens (black soldier fly) is the source of this 7987-nucleotide messenger RNA. RefSeq lists its product as uncharacterized. Gene Ontology annotation, cellular component: cytoplasm. The coding region runs from base 678 to 5858 and encodes 1726 amino acids. Gene Ontology annotation, molecular function: protein binding. The record is from RefSeq and is a predicted model, not a curated record. Gene Ontology annotation, biological process: autophagy; response to starvation. The transcript has 8 exons. Lineage: Eukaryota; Metazoa; Arthropoda; Insecta; Diptera; Stratiomyidae.